AUGCGGGGUGCUGCUGGGUGCCUGGCACUGAAGGCGCUGGAUGCUGGAGAGGCCACCAAGCAUUGUGGACUGCAGGAGCUGUGUGCUGGAGGUGUCUGCAUGCAGGAGCUGUGUGCUAGAGGUGUCUGCAUGCAGGAGCUGUGUGCUGGAGAAGGUGUCUGCAUGCAGGAGCUGUGUGCUGGAGAAGGUGUCUGCAUGCAGGAGCUGUGUGCUGGAGAAGGUGUCUGCAUGCAGGAGCUGUGUGCUGGAGAAGGUGUCUGCAUGCAGGAACUGUGUGCUAGAGGUGUCUGCAUGCAGGAACUGUGUGCUAGAGGUGUCUGCAUGCAGGAGCUGUGUGCUGGAGAAGGUGUCUGCAUGCAGGAGCUGUGUGCUGGAGAAGGUGUCUGCAUGCAGGAGCUGUGUGCUGGAGAAGGUGUCUGCAUGCAGGAACUGUGUGCUGGAGAAGGUGUCUGCAUGCAGGAACUGUGUGCUAGAGGUGUCUGCAUGCAGGAGCUGUGUGCUGGAGAAGGUGUCUGCAUGCAGGAGCUGUGUGCUGGAGAAGGUGUCUGCAUGCAGGAGCUGUGUGCUGGAGAAGGUGUCUGCAUGCAGGAGCUGUGUGCUGGAGGUGUCUGCAUGCAGGAUCUGUGUGCUGGAGGUGUCUGCAUGCAGGAUCUGUGUGCUGGAGAAGGUGUCUGCAUGCAGGAGCUGUGUGCUAGAGGUGUCUGCAUGCAGGAGCUGUGUGCUGGAGAAGGUGUCUGCAUGCAUGAGCUGUGUGCUGGAGAAGGUGUCUGCAUGCAGGAGCUGGCUCUGGAGAAGCCCACACGGUGCAAGUGA
Messenger RNA from Myotis daubentonii (Daubenton's bat), 813 nucleotides. Its product is annotated as keratin-associated protein 4-11-like. NCBI's taxonomy places the organism in Eukaryota, Metazoa, Chordata, Mammalia, Chiroptera, Vespertilionidae. The coding region runs from base 1 to 813 and encodes 270 amino acids. The record is from RefSeq and is a predicted model, not a curated record. The transcript has a single exon.